AUGAGAGCUGCGAAUUUUCUGUAUAGCUCGAGCAAUCCCAAAUUCCGAGGGGUUUUCAAUGGGCUUUGCGCUGUGAUCCUAUUCUUCUUCUUCUUCGAUCAGAGCGGUAUACUCAAUAACCCUUUGUUAAAGAAUCAGUCUUUCGCUGAUGUUAGUGCUCAAGGAUAUAGCAAUUUUACUGUAAUUCGUCGGCAUAUGAGUGAAAUUGACAAUCACACCUUGAGUGGUGGUGAUAGUACUGUACUGUGCUCCGGUUUACAUGAGCACAGAGGCUAUGCUGAUCAAUGCGAGUUCUUGAGAUCAAACCCGGUUUGUUCCCCAGAUGGGUUUUUCGAUUACCUCAAAUUCUUCUACUGCACCUGCAGAGACUUCAAGAUCUUGGGCUACAUUGCGUUAGGUGUUUGGCUAGUUGCUUUGUUUUAUCUGUUGGGUAACACUGCUGCUGACUACUUCUGUUGUUCGUUGGAGAAGCUUUCGAAGCUUUUGAGGUUGCCUCCAACUGUUGCUGGUGUUACUCUGCUUCCAUUAGGUAACGGAGCUCCUGAUGUGUUUGCGAGUAUCGCUGCUUUCGUUGGCUCGGAUAAAGGCGAAGUAGGGCUUAACAGCGUCUUGGGCGGUGCGGUGUUUGUGACUUGCGUUGUUGCUGGGAUUGUUUCGCUCUGUGUUGCUGAUAAAGAGGUUAAGAUCGAUAAGAAGUGUUUCAUCAGAGACUUGAGUUUCUUCCUAUUCACGUUGGUGUCUUUGUUUGUGAUCUUGACGGUUGGUGAAAUGACAGUUGGUAUCGCCAUUGCGUUUGUUUCCAUCUAUGCGGUCUACGCUUCUCUAGUGGCUGCGAAUGAGAUUCUGAGGAAACAUUCGAAGAGGUUGAAGCUUGAUUCUUUCACGCCUCUGCUCCCAAUGCAAGGAAGUGUGUUCUCUCCUGUUGAAGAGGAUGUUCCAAUGUACAGUCCGUUGCUGGAACUAGAGACUGGAGAAGGACCGCCUCGGUUACAUGACUCUCUACCGCAGUGGAUGUGGGCGACGAAUUUAGCAAUCUAUUCGGCGAAAGCUAAUGUACAUGAUGAAGAGAGGCCUCCAUGGGGAUGGACAGAAGACGGUGGUGAAGAGGUUGAGAGAUCGUUGUGUGGUAAAGUCGCAUUCUUGUUGGAAGCUCCGUUGACGGUUCCUAGACGGUUAACGAUCCCGUUGAUCGAGGAAGAUGGCUGGUCAAAGACGUACGCUGUAGCUAGUGCCACGUUGGCUCCUGUUCUUGUUUCGUUUCUUUGGAGCAGUCAAGAUGAUGCGAUUGCGAUUGUAGCUUACGUUAUCGGCAUUGCUGUUGGAUCUGUUCUUGGCUUUCUCGCGUAUAAGAACACAGAACGUGAUCGUCCUCCGCAGAGAUACUUGAUCCCUUGGGUGCUUGGUGGAUUCAUCAUGAGCAUUGUAUGGUUCUACAUGAUUGCAAACGAGCUCGUUGCGCUUUUGGUUACGUUCGGUGGGAUCUACGGAAUCAACCCGUCGAUUCUGGGGCUAACCGUGCUUGCUUGGGGAAACUCGAUGGGUGAUUUAGUCUCGAAUGUUGCAUUGUCGAUGAACGGUGGAGAUGGUGUGCAGAUCGCGUUGUCGGGUUGCUACGCAGGUCCGAUGUUUAACACGCUUGUUGGGUUAGGAAUGUCGAUGUUUCUUGGUGCUUGGUCGAAGAGUCCAGAGACUUAUAUGAUCCCGAAAGACAAUAGCUUGUUUUACACGCUAGGGUUUCUUAUAUUGGGAUUGGUUUGGGCUCUUGUGAUGCUCCCGAGGAACGGGAUGCGACCGAACAGGGUGAUGGGGAUUGGUCUGAUCGCACUGUAUCUGAUAUUCGUCACUUUCAGACUCAGCUCCGCCAUGGGAUUCAUUCCUUGGGCUGCUUAA
Messenger RNA from Microthlaspi erraticum, 1890 nucleotides. The record is from the annotation of a GenBank genome assembly. Lineage: Eukaryota; Viridiplantae; Streptophyta; Magnoliopsida; Brassicales; Brassicaceae.